This is a messenger RNA of Erinaceus europaeus (western European hedgehog), 1445 nucleotides long. It is a transcript of the gene LHFPL7, whose product is annotated as LHFPL tetraspan subfamily member 7. NCBI's taxonomy places the organism in Eukaryota, Metazoa, Chordata, Mammalia, Eulipotyphla, Erinaceidae. The coding region runs from base 257 to 919 and encodes 220 amino acids. The transcript is spliced from 4 exons. Gene Ontology annotation, cellular component: membrane. The record is from RefSeq and is a predicted model, not a curated record.
AAGAUGGAGUGCAUGUCUGCAAGUCCCCCUCAGCCACUGUCCAGGGAGGCAACUCUGGGGGAGCGAGGGGGACGUGCAUGUUUGUCCUGGAGCCCCCAUGGGUCUGCUGGGCCGAUGGAGAAGACACCCAGCUUACAGAGAGAGACAAAAGAAAGAAACAGAGACGAGAGAGGGGAAGAAAGAGGAAGAAAGAGGGGUCUGAGUCAGGGCCGCCCCCACGGACCCCCUCCUCCCGCUGUAUCCACUGGCCGGCUGCAUGGUGGGCAGCGUGUGGGCUGCUCUGGGGCUCUCCCUGGCAUGCACCUCGGCCCUCAGCCUGCUGUCCCCUGCCUGGUUCCACGUGUCCACCUUCUCCUUUGGCGUCUUCACCUACUGUUCCCGGGCCCCGGGGGCCGGCUGGAACCAGAGCUGUGCCACCUUUCAGGCCCUGUACCAGAUUCCCGACGCCGCGUGGAAGGUGUCGGCUGCGCUUCUCCUGGGCGGCUGGCUCCUGCUGGCCUUCAACGCCGUCCUCCUCCUGGCCUGGGCCCUGGCCCCCAAGGGGCUGUGUCCGAGGAGGAGGAGCAGCGGGCCGGUGCCGGGCGUGCAGGCAGCCGCAGAAUGGCCGGCCAGCCCCGAGCCUGAGGACACAUUGGCCUUCCCUCCCAUGUCUCCAGCUGCGUCUACCAUCGCGGGCCUCCUCGUCUUCCCCGUCAGCCUGGCCUCCCCGUUCGCCCAGGAGGUCUGCGGACCCUCGUCCAUAUACAGUGCCGGGCAGUGCCAGCUGGGCUGGGGCUACGUGACCGCCAUCCUCAACGCCGUGCUGGCCAGCCUCCUCCUCAUGAUCGGCAGGCCCCGUGCGGCCCAGGCCCAGGGGACGGCCGUGCUUUUCUCCAGUGACAGGGAGAGAAUCAUCCUCAUGCCAGAGAUGAGCAAGUAGCCUGUGCAGGAAGAGGAGGUACAGGAGGAGGAGUAGCAGGAGGCGUCAGCGGGGCUUGGCCAGAGCCAGCACUGCACUGAGACACGUGUCCCUGCUCCUCCCUGCGCGGGACCUCUGACCAGCCCUAGGCCUCUCUGGACCGAGGUGCAAGUGAGCUGUCUGGUGUUAACACCUCCGUCCCAGGGACGAGGGAAGGGGACAUGACAGUGGCCUUGAGACUGUCUGCAAGCCAAGCUGAGCAUGUGGUGGGCACACCACCACCGGAGAACCCCAGGCCCCGUUAUUAGAGCCUGUGUUCAGAGGACUCAGGGGAGAACUGCAUCUGCUAGCGAAGUUCGGUGCCAACUGCGUAUCAAUAAAAAUAAGCAUCAUGGGGCCGGGUGGUGUUGCACCUGGUUGAGCACACGUGCUACAGGGCGCAAGGACCUAGGUUCGAGCCCCCAGUCCCCACCUGCAAGGGGAAAGCUUUGCGAGUGGUGAAGCAGGGCUACAGGUGUCUCUCUGUCUGUCGCCCUCUCUAUCCCUG